Meira miltonrushii is the source of this 1539-nucleotide messenger RNA. Its product is annotated as cyclopropane-fatty-acyl-phospholipid synthase. Lineage: Eukaryota; Fungi; Basidiomycota; Exobasidiomycetes; Exobasidiales; Brachybasidiaceae. The transcript is spliced from 2 exons. The record is from RefSeq and is a predicted model, not a curated record. Bases 1 to 1539 code for a protein of 512 amino acids. Gene Ontology annotation, biological process: lipid biosynthetic process.
AUGGAAAUCAUUGAACAAGACGGUAAACAAAGAACUUUAUUUGGAGAUCCAGUAAGCAAACGUGCAAUCACCAAAAAGGAUAAAUCUAUCAAUCAUGAAUUCACUCAUGCUGUCCUUAACGUCAAAAAUGAUAUCUUUUGGAUUCGUUUAGCUCUUGGAAGUGAUUUGGGUUUCGCCGAAUCAUACAUGUUGGCCGAAGUGGAGACGAAUGAUUUGGGAGAUUGCUUCAAGCUCUUUAUUCAAAAUCGUGAAGUGCUCUCCAAUUUAUCCAUCGGACUUAUCUCAAAAGCAUCUUCUUAUCUACAAAGCGUUUUGAACAAAAGAUAUGCAAACACAAAGAGUGGCUCUUUACGCAAUAUUGGAGCACAUUAUGAUAUCUCGAAUCGAAUGUAUGAAGCUUUCCUUAGCAAGGAUAUGAUGUACAGUUGUGCAGUGUUCCCUACUUUGGACGCAGACGUUAGCGGACCAUUGUUGGAAUCCGUUCGCAAUCUAAAAGCUGCUGAAGAACAAGCAACUACAAAUGGACACGCACAUAUUAACGGACAUUCUCAUCCACGAUCCGGUAUUGUUUCUGAACGUGGAAUUGCUGCACCUGUUAGAUAUGAUUUAGGACAACAAAACACGACAAAUGAAGCAAAUGCACCUGAUGGACAACUUACACCGCCAGACAGUAUUACAGGCGGAGCACCAAGAUCACCUCUUUUACUCGCAAAGGAUGAAUUGGAAGAUGGACAAUUACGCAAAGUUCGUCUUCAUUUAGACCGUGCAAGUUUACAAUCCAAUCAUACGCUGCUCGAAAUUGGAACUGGAUGGGGUACAUUAGCAAUCGAAGCCGUUCGUUCUUCUGGAUGCAAAGUUGAUAGUUUAACUUUGAGCGUUGAACAAAAAGCACUUGCUGAACAAAGAAUUGCAAAAGCUGGAUUGCAAGAUAAAAUUAAAGUUCACUUGAUGGAUUAUCGUGAUAUGCCAAUCGAAUGGAACGAAAGAUUUGAUCGAAUAAUUUCGAUCGAAAUGUUGGAAGCUGUGGGGAUUGAAUAUCUACCAACGUACUUCGAAAACGUCAAUCGCGUUCUCAAACGGGAUACAGGUGUUUGUGUCGUUCAAGUAAUCACAAUGCCAGAAGAACGUUUUGAUUCGUAUAUCAAUGAAGUUGACUUUAUCCGUAAAUGGAUCUUCCCAGGUGGUGUACUUCCGAGUGUAACUGCUUUGAUCGAUGCAGCAACAAAAGGUGCAAAAGGAAGUUUGAUUUUGGAUACCGUUCAUUCUAUCGGUCCUCAUUACGCUCGCACCUUACGUGAAUGGCGUCAAAGAUUCGAACAACACUUUGACGAAAGAAUUCGUCCUGCUCUGCUUGAUGACCAUGCAGAGAUUCGCCAUCUUUCUCCUUCCGAGAAACAGAAACAAGUUCAAAUCUUUAGACGAAAAUGGUUGUACUACUUCAUCUAUUGUGAAAUUGGUUUCACCGAAAGAGUAAUCGGCGACCAUAUUCUCAGCUUUACCCGUUCGGGUAACAAAUCUUUGCCUGUUUGCUGCAUGUAA